UUUUCACUCGAGUGUCUCGCUGCAAUGGAGUUCAGCUGGUCGUUAAAUGUGCCACGAAGAAAGUUGAGAACACCUCUUGCAGUGUGAGGUGUCGCCCCAUCCUGCAUAAGCCAUUGUGUGUUCAUGUCUACACCCUUUGUCCAUAAGGUGCACAAGUGUGGAAUUUUAUAGCCACCUGGCAGCCUAGAUUGAAACUUUGUGAUUACUUUCUUCUGAGAGUUUGGAAAAAAUCAAGAUUUUGCAGAUCGUCCGCAAAACACUGCUGAACUUCGGCAUGAUGGUGAUCUGGACACCUUUCACCAGGAGCUGGGCUUGGUGGGCGGUGAGCUGCGUCCUGGUGUGGGUGGCCGUCGUUACCGCCAGCACCACACCUACAAGUGCCGGAUCGUGCCAAGACCGUCGGGAAGAAUGUCAACACUGGGCACAACUGGGCGAGUGUGACAACAACCCGGACUUCAUGGCCCCUCAUUGCCCCCGAAGCUGCAACAACUGUCCCGCAGACCCGACAUGCAUGGAUAUGAACGACCAGUGUGUAGCAUGGAGCAGGCGUGGGCAGUGUGAGAGCAACCCAAGCUACAUGCUGCAUCACUGUCCCAACGUCUGCAACGCCUGUAGAAGAGGUUCAUCAGCGUCCCCUAGGAUGUUUUGGUCCGUACUACCUGCUAUUAAGAACGCUCUCAUUAAUUAUGGACAAGCGGGAUCUUCACCUGAACAUGAAAUCGGUGGAUCAUUAUGCAGCAUCUUUCAUGAACCUGUGAGUUGGGAUGAUAGUGAGAGGUGGAGACUGGAGUCGACUCCAUCUUUUGAUUCAAGGAUACAUAAAGUGAGAAGACUGGGGAGAGGACUGGCUUACACUACACAAAGAGAGGUCACAGGAGGAGGCGGCACUGGAGAACCGAGUCAUGGAGGACACGAAGGAUCGAGUCAAGAGACCAACAGACUGUACCAUCGGCGCACCAAGAGAACGAUCAAUAAACAUUCCAGCGGCGGCAGAAUACAGAAUCAGAGACGCAGCCACUCCUCCAGGUCUGGUGGACAGAACUGCAACUUUAUCAAGAAGAUGUUUGGCAAAUGUGGGCGUCAGACCAGCCGCAGGAGGAAAGGGCGUAGUGGAGGGCGGCGGAUGGCGGGCCACUCUCAAAGACGGCACAGAAAUCGUCAAAGAACACCCUCCUAUGGCCGUCAGAUGAUGACCCAGGGUCAUGGCAAGUUUAAAAAAAUUCAACAGAUGAUGUCGUUGUUUCAGCAACAACCUCAGAAGAGCUUCAGUCGUCAGCAAGCAUCAAGACGACAGAAGUUCAGGCAGCCACAGCGUAGCUACAGCUAUCAGACAAUGUCUAGGCAAUCAAAAAUGCACAAUCAAUAUCAAAUAUCUAGAAGACCACAGACUCACCAUCGCCGCCAGAGUUAUGGUGAUCAACGUAGAUCCAGUCAGAAGCAGGGUGGUUUCCUCAGCUUGUUGAAAACAAAUAUGAAGUCUUGGUGAGAACUGACGACAUAUGUUUCCUUAAAAAGUGUUGAUAUUAAUUAUUAAAGUGACAAUCCAGAUAUUUGCUCUAACUUGAAAACGUAACACCAUACAGUGUACUAUCAU
Homarus americanus (American lobster) is the source of this 1594-nucleotide messenger RNA. RefSeq lists its product as uncharacterized. Lineage: Eukaryota; Metazoa; Arthropoda; Malacostraca; Decapoda; Nephropidae. The record is from RefSeq and is a predicted model, not a curated record. The transcript has 6 exons. Bases 275 to 1486 code for a protein of 403 amino acids.